This is a messenger RNA of Trypanosoma brucei brucei TREU927, 3717 nucleotides long. RefSeq lists its product as hypothetical. The record is from RefSeq and is a predicted model, not a curated record. The transcript has a single exon. Lineage: Eukaryota; Euglenozoa; Kinetoplastea; Trypanosomatida; Trypanosomatidae. The coding region runs from base 1 to 3717 and encodes 1238 amino acids.
AUGUCUUCGAGUCGUGGAAGUUUUCCUGAAAGCUUAGAAGGUGCGCCCGACACAAAUGCUGAGGAGGAUGAAGUUAAUCUCCACGACAUAUCGUCUCCUCCUGAUCUUGCCAAUACCAGGAAAGGUAUCGACGCAAGUGAUUGCGUGACACUAAAUGACGAACGAAACUUUGAAACUGCCUCUCCACCCAUGGACCCUAAAGAAAACGAGACAAUUGAAGCAAUCAAGAGCUCAGAUACCACUGAAACACACCAAGUUCCAGGAAGCAUCUGUGGCACAAAUACAGAAAAUCAUAUUGGAGAAAUUAAAAAAAAAAGCUACGGAACAGACAAUGUAACCACUGAUGCCGCUGAGACUGUAGAAAUCAUGGAAGUUUCAGAGAUUGUUGAAGCAGAUGAUGCCACUGAGACUGUCGAAGCUAUGGAAGUUGCAGAAACUGUUGAAGCAGAUGAUGCCACUGAGACUGUGGAAGCCACGGAAGUUGCAGAAGCUGCUGAGGCUCUCAAUGCCACUGAGACUGUGGAAGCCACGGAAGUUGCAGAAGCUGUUGAGGCUCUCAAUGCCACUGAGACUGUGGAAGCCACAGAAGUUGCAGAAGCUGCUGAGGCUCUCAAUGCCACUGAGACUGUGGAAGCCACAGAAGUUGCAGAAGCUGUUGAGGCUCUCAAUGCCACUGAGACUGUGGAAGCCACAGAAGUUGCAGAAACUGCUGAGGCUCUCAAUGCCACUGAGACUGUGGAAGCCACAGAAGUUGCAGAAGCUGCUGAGGCUCUCAAUGCCACUGAGACUGUGGAAGCCACAGAAGUUGCAGAAGCUGCUGAGGCUCUCAAUGCCACUGAGACUGUGGAAGCCACAGAAGUUGCAGAAACUGCUGAGGCUCUCAAUGCCACUGAGACUGUGGAAGCCACAGAAGUUGCAGAAGCUGCUGAGGCUCUCAAUGCCACUGAGACUGUGGAAGCCACAGAAGUUGCAGAAGCUGCUGAGGCUCUCAAUGCCACUGAGACUGUGGAAGCCACAGAAGUUGCAGAAACUGCUGAGGCUCUCAAUGCCACUGAGACUGUGGAAGCCACAGAAGUUGCAGAAACUGCUGAGGCUCUCAAUGCCACUGAGACUGUGGAAGCCACGGAAGUUGCAGAAGCUGCUGAGGCUCUCAAUGCCACUGAGACUGUGGAAGCCACAGAAGUUGCAGAAGCUGUUGAGGCUCUCAAUGCCACUGAGACUGUGGAAGCCACAGAAGUUGCAGAAACUGCUGAGGCUCUCAAUGCCACUGAGACUGUGGAAGCCACGGAAGCUGCAGAGGCUGCUGAGGCUCUCAAUGCCACUGAGACUGUGGAAGCCACAGAAGUUGCAGAAGCUGUUGAGGCUCUCAAUGCCACUGAGACUGUGGAAGCCACGGAAGUUGCAGAAGCUGUUGAGGCUCUCAAUGCCACUGAGACUGUGGAAGCCACGGAAGUUGCAGAAGCUGUUGAGGCUCUCAAUGCCACUGAGACUGUGGAAGCCACGGAAGUUGCAGAAGCUGUUGAGGCUCUCAAUGCCACUGAGACUGUGGAAGCCACAGAAGUUGCAGAAACUGCUGAGGCUCUCAAUGCCACUGAGACUGUGGAAGCCACGGAAGUUGCAGAAGCUGCUGAGGCUCUCAAUGCCACUGAGACUGUGGAAGCCACAGAAGUUGCAGAAGCUGCUGAGGCUCUCAAUGCCACUGAGACUGUGGAAGCCACAGAAGUUGCAGAAGCUGCUGAGGCUCUCAAUGCCACUGAGACUGUGGAAGCCACAGAAGUUGCAGAAACUGCUGAGGCUCUCAAUGCCACUGAGACUGUGGAAGCCACAGAAGUUGCAGAAACUGCUGGGGCUCUCAAUGCCACUGAGACUGUGGAAGCCACAGAAGUUGCAGAAACUGCUGAGGCUCUCAAUGCCACUGAGACUGUGGAAGCCACAGAAGUUGCAGAAACUGCUGGGGCUCUCAAUGCCACUGAGACUGUGGAAGCCACAGAAGUUGCAGAAACUGCUGAGGCUCUCAAUGCCACUGAGACUGUGGAAGCCACAGAAGUUGCAGAAGCUGCUGAGGCUCUCAAUGCCACUGAGACUGUCGAAGCUAUGGAAGUUGCAGAAGCUGUUGAGGCUCUCAAUGCCACUGAGACUGUGGAAGCCACAGAAGUUGCAGAAGCUGCUGAGGCUCUCAAUGCCACUGAGACUGUGGAAGCCACAGAAGUUGCAGAAGCUGUUGAGGCUCUCAAUGCCACUGAGACUGUGGAAGCCACAGAAGUUAUCGAGGGAGCCGAGGUUACAAUUAGCGUUGAUGGCACUGAAUCUGCCGUUGUGGUAGAGGAGUCUGAGAUUGUUUACCAAGCAGACACGACUAGGGAUGACAGUGUAGUUGAUGGUGCAAUAACCUCCGGUGGUAUCGAGGUCGAUAAUGACGCAAAGGCCGUAGACAAAAACAAAGCUACCCACGAAGCUGUAGAGGUGCUCAAGGACCUAGAGAGCGAGCGGGCCGCCAACAACACUGAGGCUCCUCUUGCUGAGGUUACUGGAGUAGAAACUGACGCAAUUGCCUCCGCUGGGGCUGUUGAUGAUAUUAAGACCCUUGAGGCUCCGAGUGGAGAAAAUCCCCCGGUUGUUGAAUAUGAUGAAGUGGUCAAUACUGUUGGUUCCGCUGGAGUUUCUGGAGGCGCCCGGGGUGAACAGGAUAUCGCGGUAGUUAGUAGCAGAGAGGAUGAUGUGAAAAAUACGGAAGGUAGUGGAUUUCCAGAGCGGAAAGAGACGGAAACGAGCGCCACUACACCAACUCCUUUACACUCAGAUGCAGGAGUAAGGGCCCAGACGGCGGGUCCGGGUGGUAUGGCAAAGGAACUUGCAUUGCCGAAGGAUGCCAGCGCCGACGGACCGAAAAGGGUGGAGAGCGCCGCUGUCAAUCCCUCCGAAAAGAAGGAUCUCACACCGAAUGUGGGGAAGGAGCCACAACGGACAUUGGAAAAGAGCAAAGGGGAUAAGCCUGCGAAACAGGAGGUGUUAGCAUCUGCUCAGCACCAACCCGCAGCUGGAACGGUGGGCAAGCAUGUCAGGAGAAAAAGGAAAGGUCUCCUUUACGAAAAUUAUUACGGUCCUCACGUUAUACAGAGGGUUCGCAACCCCCUUAAUUUAACUCCCGCCGAAGAAUACUCUGUCUUUCGCGCUCGCAACGGUGUUUCCCUCAACUAUACGGGUCCUAUCCACGUUGUUGAGGAGAUUCACGUCGGGUGUGCUUACUGUGGCUGUCCCGUUGACGCCGUCACACGUGUCGAAGCCGGAAAAUUGCAUUUCCAUCCACAAUGUAUUCGCUGCAAACUGUGUGGUGCGAAUAGCAUAUCAGACGCGUACUUCCAGGUAACUAAUAAUAGUGUCAUUUGCUCCGAGUGCAGUGUGAGGGGUUUAUCAGAAAAUGUGGCCAAGGAGGAGGCCGCUGAUGAUACGAUGUUCACGAGUAACUUCCGUCAUAAGUUCGAAAGGGCGAUUCGGCGUUUUGAUGUUAAUUCUGAGCGGCGUCCCAGGUUAAAUGUAAAUGCAGAGGGUAUAAUCCCACCUACGCUGACGCUGAACAUAGAUCACGAGCGUGGAAGCAGCACCAACUCCAAAAGACUCGCUCUGAUUCAUCGUCAACAAUAUUACUCACAGAAUGAUAACAAUAUUAUCUGCUUGUCACCUCCUGAAUCACCAUCGAUAUCACCGAAGAAGAAUUGA